Vitis vinifera (wine grape) is the source of this 1950-nucleotide messenger RNA. RefSeq names its product transcription factor TCP11. The coding region runs from base 1117 to 1731 and encodes 204 amino acids. The transcript has a single exon. The record is from RefSeq and is a predicted model, not a curated record. Gene Ontology annotation, cellular component: nucleus. Lineage: Eukaryota; Viridiplantae; Streptophyta; Magnoliopsida; Vitales; Vitaceae. Gene Ontology annotation, molecular function: DNA-binding transcription factor activity; sequence-specific DNA binding.
AAUUUACCAAAAUAAUAAAAGAAAAAUUAUGAUAUGUCAGAAACAAUGAAGCUUAAACAACAGAGGGAAGGUUGGCAUCUUUUGCUUUCACAUUACUUUAAGAUCAAUAAAUUUGUCAACAAAACUGCCUUAUUUAUAAAGGAACCCGAGAUUCUGGAUUUUUUUUUUUUCCAAGUAGGGGAAAAAAAAAAACGAUUUGAAAUAGUGGAAGUCACAAACUUUGAAUUUUUUCCGAAAUUUUGGAAAUGGGUGGAUAUACUGAUUAAAGGACCUUUAAUGAAGCAGGGGAGGGAGACAUAUUGAAGACACAAUUUCCGAGGGUGGUCAAAGCCCAAAAGCAUGAGAGGAGAGGACUCAUCAAAUUUGAGAACACACCACUCAACCCAAGCUCUCCAGAGGGCGUGGCUCGUUAACCCAAGCAGUUGGUGGGGUUCACGGGAGUCCACGCCCACACCCAUGACCCACACCACACGAGUCAUGAGAGCGUGGGCGUUCCUUCACAAAUGGAGCUGAGUAAUAUUGAUUUGAGUAGUGGUGACCAGCGACCAGCGACCAGUAUUGACCAUCCAUCAUAUCUGAAAUGACUCACAGGUAGGAUCCACCCAGGAUUCAACAUGGGGGUCCCCCACCACCCAAAUCCUCCGUACAACACAGAAUGCACAAAGCUCAACCAAUUGUAUGUCUCCACCUCAACCCAAAAUAAAUAUCCAACUUAAUAGCAUUGUUUUUUGUAAAAUCCAAAAAUUUGAGGGGUUGAAAGAAAGGGAAUUUUAGAAGGGGAAGAAGGUGGAGACAGGAGAGAGGCUCAUCCCCUAUCUCAAUUAUCGAUUUCUCAAAAACCCACCCACCUACUACUGGUACUGCUCUCACUCUCACAUGGGCACAUGGGCCCAACGGAGGCCCAUCUUAUAUAUAAGGGUGUAUGCUCCUCGUGGGGUCGAUAGAAUCCCCAAACACUGACUUCAUACCUCGCUUUCUCUCUAUCUCUCUCUCUUUCUCAUCUAUUAGACUAUUACCCUCUCUUGGCAGAAACCCUAGAGUUCUGUCCUUUUUUGAUUCAAACCCUAAAACCCCCUCUUUUCAGAUCAUUAGUCUUUUAUCUGUAUAGGUCUAAUCAUGGGUUCGGAAAUGAAUCUCCAUAAAUUCUCUUCAUCGGAGCACUCUAAUCCAAACUCCCUCACCACCGCCGCCGCUUCCGCAACAGCCGGCGGCGAUUCUACCAAAGCUGAACUGGCCCCCCCUCCUCGGAAAACGGCCUCUUCUUCAUCGAGGGAUCGUCAUACAAAGGUGAACGGCCGAGGCCGCCGAGUCCGCAUGCCGGCGCUCUGCGCCGCCCGAAUCUUCCAACUCACCCGUGAACUCGGGCACCGCUCCGACGGCGAGACCAUCGAGUGGCUGCUCCGACAAGCGGAGCCCUCCAUCAUAGCCGCUACCGGUACUGGGACGGUCCCGGCGACAUCCGUCUCAUCCUCCGGCACCGCUAAUCCCUCCUCGUCUACGGCCACCACCGCCUGUAAGGUGCAACCGCUUACGUCAGUUCCCAGCGGACAUGUGCCAACGGGGAUGUUCACUAUGGCGCCGCCGAGUUGUCGACUGGACCUGUGCCAGCCGGUGACGUUGGAGUUUCCCGGUAACGGGUACCGGCACAUGCCGUUCACAUCGUUGUUGUUGCAGUCUGGGACGGAAGAGGCGGAGGAGAGACAUCAAGAAGAGGUUCUUCGACAGCAAUAAAAACACACAUAUCUGUAUUUCUUCCUUCUUUUUCUCCUCCCCUAGGUUACUCUUAGCGCGUAGAGGCAGUUUAGGGUUUAGUGGGUGUUUAUUGUGCUAUAUAAUUAUGGCUCCUUCACAUCUGUUUUUUGUUAGUUUCAUAUGAAUGAGACUUUUUUUGAGGGAAUGAGGAAAGUCUAAAAAAUAUUUGGGAUCAUGAUUUCCCUUUUUGGUGCUAAA